GAGGACCCAGAGCCCCCACACAUUGAAGAGGAGCAGGAGGAACUCUGGACCAGUCAGGAGGGAGAGCAGCUUCAAGGUCUGGAGGAGGCUGAUGUCAAGCUCUCAUUCACUCCUGUGAAGAGUGAAGAUGAUGAAGAGGAAGCUCAGUCCUCACAGCUUCAUCAAAGACAAACUGAACAGAUGGAAACAGAAGUUGAUGCAGAGGACUGUGGAGGACCAGAACCAGACAGAGUCUUAGAUCCAGAUAGACAUCCAGAACCAGAUACUGAUGACAAGACUGGAGACUCUUCUGACACUGAUGACAGUGAUGCUUGGAAGGAGACCAGAGAACCUCAGUCAGGUUUAAACUCUGUGAAACCUGAUGAAGUCCUUGUCAGUGAUUCACGAUGUAGUGCUGGUGGCUCAGUUUGUGAUAAAUCUUUUAACUAUUGUUCAAAUUUACAGACGCACAUGAGAAUCCACACAGGAGAGAAACCUUUCAGCUGCUCAGUUUGUGAUAGAGGUUUCACUGGAGGUGGAGAUCUGAACAGACACAUGAGAAUCCACACAGGAGAGAAACCGUUCAGCUGCUCAGUAUGUGAGAAACGUUUCCGUAGAAGUGGAGAUAUGAAGAACCACAUGAGAAUCCACACAGGACAAAAACCUUACAGCUGCUCAGUUUGCACGAAAUCUUUUAACCAGCGUGGACACUUACUGAAACACAAGAUAGUUUUACAGAGACACAUGAGAAUCCACACAGGAGAGAAACCUUACAGCUGCUCAGUUUGUAAGAACUCUUUUAACGAUUCUUCACAUUUACAGAAACACAUGAGAAUCCACACAGGGGAGAAACCCUACAGCUGCUCAGUUUGUAAGAAAUCUUUUGCAGUCAAACAGGUUUUACAGGAACACAUGAGAAUCCACACAGGAGAGAAACCUUACAGCUGCUCAGUCUGUAAUAAGUCUUUUGCAUAUAAACAGGUUUUAAAGGACCACAUGAAAAUCCACACAGGAGAGAAACCUUUCAGCUGCUCAGUUUGUGCUAAAAGAUUUAAGCGCAACAGAGCUCUAAAGGUACACAUGAGAAUCCACACAGGAGAGAAACCUUUCAGCUGCUCAGUAUGUGAGAAACGUUUCUGUAGAAAUGGAGAUUUGAAGAACCACAUGAUAAUGCACGCAGGACAAAAACCUUACAGCUGCUCAGUUUGCAUGAAAUCUUUUAACCAGCGUGGACAUUUUCAGAAACACAUGAUGAUCCACACGGGAGAAAAACCUUUCAGCUGCUCAGUUUGUAAGAACUCAUUUUACGAUUCUUCACAUUUACAGAAACACAUGAGAAUCCACACAGGAGAACAACCUCACACCUGCUCUGUCUGUAAUAAGUAUUUUACACGGAGUGCAGGUUUGAAGGAACACAUGAGAAUCCACACAGGAGAGAAACCUUACUGCUGCUCAGUUUGUGCUGAAAGAUUUAGGCGCAACAAAGCUCUAAAAACACACAUGAAAAGUCACACAGAAAAGAAUCCCCUUUAGCCCUUUUACCCAAUCACGCAUAUCCCUUCCAGCGGUGGGCCCAUAGGGCGCGGCUCAAUGUAGAUUUUUCGGGUUCCUGGUGGAACCAUAUGUCUCAUGUCCCAGAAACCAGACCCUCACCAGCAGCAAUAUGCUUUUUGUUUCCUUCAUUGUUAAAUCUAAAUGAUUGAUUGAAGGGCAAAUAUGGAGACAAGUGUAUUGGCAUACAGAUGAGUAUAUGUAUGUGUGUUUGAGGCAUCAUGUCUUGAAAUAAAUCUUUGAAUUUUAGUUUAUAUUGAUAAAUAUUUAUUUGAUUAUUUUCUAUGUAAAAAAAAAAAAAAUCCAUGGGAGAUGAUAAAAUGUUUUGCUUUUCCAUCUCAAUAAAAAGAGAAUAAUGAAACAAAAGAUAUCCACUCACAGCAACCGUUGGAUACACAAACUACUGUUAAGAGAUUGUGGAAAAAUAUGAAAGCAUAAAAGUACAACCAUCACAAUAUAUAAAGUGUUUCAUUUCAUAUUAGAUAUGAUUUAACAUACAAUGUUUUAUUUCAUGAUAGAAGUGAUAGAAACAUAUAACCUGCUUAGACACUUAAUGUAACAUAGUGACUUGAGCCUUAUAUAGUGCUUCUGGUUCUAACUGGACCAAACAAGUUACAGCCAGUUACAUUCUGUUGCUAACUCUGGUACAAGAUGUCGCCUGUAUGUGUGAUGCAUGUGGUUACGGGAGGUAUUAGUCUCAGAGUAGCAUAAAAGAAGCAGAGAAACUGAGAUUCUGCUU
This is a messenger RNA of Anarrhichthys ocellatus (wolf-eel), 2269 nucleotides long. Its product is annotated as gastrula zinc finger protein XlCGF57.1-like. The annotation marks the transcript as partial. Gene Ontology annotation, biological process: regulation of transcription by RNA polymerase II. Lineage: Eukaryota; Metazoa; Chordata; Actinopteri; Perciformes; Anarhichadidae. The transcript has 3 exons. Gene Ontology annotation, molecular function: DNA-binding transcription factor activity, RNA polymerase II-specific; RNA polymerase II cis-regulatory region sequence-specific DNA binding. The record is from RefSeq and is a predicted model, not a curated record.